AUGUUAGAUAAGUUCAGUGUGAGUAUAUCGUCCAUUUCUAUGGGGCUGUGUUUAUCACACAAAAGUGUGUAUGGUCACGAAUAUGCGCCAUUUGGGUCGUUACAAAAUUUGAUAGACACUAAAAAGAGUGACGAAUUUGGUCUUAAAUUGCGAGUGAAAAUGUGUCUUGAUGCUAUAAAGGGAAUUGUGUAUUUACACACAAAUGGGAUUUUACACAGAGACAUCAAGCCAGACAACAUCUUAGUCUUUUCAUUAGAUCUGAGUUGUACAGAUGUUAUUAAUGCAAAAUUGACUGAUUUUGGAAGUGCAAGAAACGUCAAUUUACUGAUGACGAACAUGACAUUCACAAAGGGUAUUGGAACACCAAAGUACAUGGCGCCUGAAAUCCUUCAGAAACAAAAAUACAAGGAAAGUGCAGACGUCUAUUCAUUUGCAAUGACCAUGUACGAGAUAUUUAUAUGGGGAGAGGCCUUCCCAAGAGAAAUGUUUAGAUAUCCAUGGGAGGUAGUCAAUUUCAUAACAGGUGGAAGACGACUUGACAAACCGGCAAAUAUGGACAAUGCGUUGUUUAAGAUAGUAAGCGAUUCAUGGAGAAACAAUUCAAAUGAGCGAAAUGACGCGUGUAAAAUAGAAAAAAGUCUUGGUGAGUAUUAUUUGAGUCUGAAUUGA
Messenger RNA from Entamoeba invadens IP1, 669 nucleotides. RefSeq names its product serine/threonine protein kinase HT1, putative. The transcript has a single exon. Gene Ontology annotation, biological process: protein phosphorylation. The coding region runs from base 1 to 669 and encodes 222 amino acids. Gene Ontology annotation, molecular function: protein kinase activity; ATP binding. NCBI's taxonomy places the organism in Eukaryota, Evosea, Mastigamoebida, Endamoebidae. The record is from RefSeq and is a predicted model, not a curated record.